AUGGCAACCAUGUUUCUGAUCUGGCUGAGGACAUUUGUCCAGCUGGCUUGGUUUGGAGAAAAUGUCCAAAGAGAUUAUUACAAUCCAAAUCAACCACCAGGUAAGAAGAAUUACAUUGUAGCCACUUAUACUUCUGUCAAUCAGAAAAGCAGUGGAGAUUUCCUCUUUAAUUUACUUUUCUCUUGUUUCCUCUGUAUUAGUCCUUGCAUUGAUGAAUCCUGUAGUGUCUCCACCAGCUCAUGGCUCCAGAAAUGCAGCACGGAGUCCACAUCUGUAACAGCAGUGCCAGAUGACAUUACCCAAAGAGAUGCAGCUGCAAAUGUCCCUUCUCCGCAGACUGUCUCAGUUCAAGACAUCACUGACAGUAGUGAGAAGACAGUUCAUAAAGACACUGGGGACAAAGUUAAUAAUGAGAUUGAGGAUAUAGCUGUGAGACAAGUUGAGCUUGUUGAGAUCGAGUUCAGCAUCACACUUGAAGAUGAGAUUUUUAUCAAGGACCUGAACGAUAGUGACAGUCCCCGCUUCCAGGACCUGGCAGAACGGUUCACUGAUAAGUUUGAUAACACACGUCAAAGACUGCCAGGAUUUAAAAACAUAAAAGUCACCAAAUUUAGGAAGAAACGGGACCCUGAAAGCAAUGCAGUAGAAGUUGUGUUUUCCAUCACAUUUGAAGUGGAUGAUAAGAAAAAGACAAACGAGACCUUGGACUCUCCUAGCCUUCAUCCUAACAAAGUUGAAGAUAUUUAUCCAAUGAAUCCCAAAUUAGCUUAUCAGAUUAGUUAUAUCAUUGAAGAUCUACGCAAGGACAAUGUCAUGGGGAAUUCUAGUUUGCGUGUGGAUCCAGAAUCCUUCCAGUUGACUAAUGAGGGACCACUACCAACUGUAUAUGAAAAUAUUGGCAAAGAAGAUAUCUACACUACUGGACAACCAGAUGAUCUAUUGACAGAUUUAGAUGAUAUUUUGGCUGCCGAGAGACCACCUGAUUUGCCCUUUCAGGAAAUGGAUGGUGAAAACCUAUUGAAUGACAAAGAUGUUCGCCUGCCUAGUAAUGACCCCCUAUAUGAAACCCAGACACCUGUAAUCAGUGGGAAUGAUGUUGAAGUGAUAGGUGAAAGCAUGACUCAUUCGCCUCUUCUUACCGAUUCUGGCAUGACAGAUCUUAAAGGAAAUGACAUUCUUCCCAAUUCAUCACUGCAAGAUUCUUCAAGUUUACAGGAUGAAGGAUUGCUGCUUGAUCAAAAGGAAGCCACUCAAAAAACAGCAACAAUCAGUACAAAGUUGGAAUUAGUGAGUCAUCCUGUCCAUUCAUCUGGUGAUUCCAAUGUCCUCUCAUCUACACCUGGAAUUUUGAUAACUGCUACUUCUGGGGCAAACCCACAACUGGAUGACAGUCACACCCCCAUAUCACCGGAACUCUUCACAUCUUUUGGGACAAACUCUGUAGAAAUCAUUGAUAUUACAACACCCAAACCAACUGCAAGUCUUUUUCAGAACCAGUUAUUUCAGGAAGGGUCUGGCUCUGGGUUCUUUUAUUCUGAACUAGAGAAAAACUCUAGUAUAAUUACAGAUGUGGAUCCGGCCGACAUUGCUGUGUCACCUGGCAAAGAUGGUGUAAAUGACUUUUCAACUGUGAGUGACGUACAUGGUCAAGAGAAAAAUGAAGAGGUUAAGCCAACUUUGGAAAGACCUCUGCUCACAGAGGACAUCAGAAAUAUUCCAGAUUAUACCACUACUAAUGUGGUUCCAGUUCUCUGGACGAAGGAAACAAUAACAGUGGAACUGUCUAUGCAGACUUCAGAGGCAUCAGGUAUUUAUGACUACUAUGAAAGUGAGCCUACUACAAGAUUGGUGCUAGACUCUGAUGACCAUCUCCAGGAAUAUGCCACCAUUAGGUUAGAUCCUGAAGAUAAAGAUGUGACUAGCAAUGCCAUAGAAAUAGUGGAAGUCACAUCUGCAGAUACAUUUCAUGUAGUAACUGAAAGCAAAUUUCAACAGUCUGGUCAAAGUACAUCUUGGGUGGAGAAUAUGGAUAGUUUCCCAUACGUUCUUACAAGUAAGAAACCAACUGAAGCUGAUAUUGAGGAGAAUGGAAAGCAAUAUACUGUGACAACUGACAACACUAUUACAAAAUUUAUUGAAACUUUCGAAAACCCCAAAACAAAUAAGGAUGCUGAUCUGACAACUCAGGGAAAUAUUAAGGUUACCUCUGUGAAAAUAUUAGUUUCUUUAAAUCCUUCUGAUUCCCAGACACAAGAUAUGUCUAAUCAGCAAAAUGUCAACCUACCUGAAGGAUUUAUUAAUUGGACUGAUGAACCAGUCAUCAAUAACAGUUUAGACCCUAUUAGCAAUGAUCUAGAAAAUGCUUACUCAAAUUUUGAUUUUGGCAAUGAUGAAGAGGUCACAGCUGUGCCUUCACUCAGAAAUAAUACUCAGCCAACACGAGCACUAGUGGUCUUCUUCAGCUUGAGGGUAACCAACAUGAUGUUUUCAGAAGAUUUGUUUAAUAAGAGUUCUGCGGAGUACAAGGCUCUUGAACAGCGAUUCCUAGAACUGCUUGUGCCAUACCUGCAGUCCAAUCUGUCCAACUUUGAAAACCUUGAGAUCCUCAAUUUCAGGAAUGGAAGUAUCGUAGUGAACAGCCGAAUGAAGUUUGGAAAGCCGGUGCCCCGAAAUGUCACCAAUGCUGUUUACAUAAUCCUUGAAGAUUUCUGCAACACUGCCUACCAGACUAUGAAUCUUGCUAUUGACAAGUAUUCUCUUGAUGUGGAAUCAGGGGAUCAAGCCGAUCCUUGCAAGUUUCAAGCAUGCAAUGAAUUUUCACAGUGCACUGUAAACCGCUGGACGGGAGAAGCUGAAUGUGUUUGUAACCCUGGAUAUUUUAGUGUAGAUGGGUUGCCAUGUCAAAGUGUAUGUGAGCUCAAGCCAGACUUCUGUCUUAAUGAUGGAAAAUGUGACAUCAUUCCUGGUCAGGGGGCCAUCUGCAGGUGUCGAGUAGGUGAGAACUGGUGGUACCGUGGAGAGCACUGUGAAGAAUACGUCUCUGAACCUUUAGUAGUGGGUAUCGCAAUUGCGUCAGUAGCUGGAUUCCUGCUUGUUGCCUCUGCUGUAAUCUUCUUCCUUGCAAGGACCCUAAGGGAUCAAUAUGGAAAAAGUGACAAAGAUGACUCAGGAGAACAGGGUGACUGCCAGUCCUCAACUGAGAAGGCUGUGAAAUACAAUCCGAUGUAUGAAAGCGAUGCCACCACAGGAUACAAUCACUAUUACAGACGCUACCCACAGCUGCCCUCCUACAGUUCUCCCAGUGCAGAGGCCUCCACAGACUUCAGCAGUGAAGAGAUCAGGCACAUCUACGAGCACAGUGAGCUCACUAAGGAGGAAAUUCAGGAUCGAAUACGAAUAAUUGAACUGUAUGCAAAGGACCGGCAGUUUGCAGAAUUUGUGCGACAACAUCAGAUCAGGUCCAUGGAUGCAAAGCAACUAAGUUCUUCGAGUUAGCCCCAGUGAAGCAAUGUUCACUAGGUCACAUCCAAAGAGGCAAAUGCCUUGGUGGAUAAAGUCGCAGGCCAGAAAUGCCAAGUGUCCAAAGGAAUGGAAGACUAAGAUCAUUUUGGCCUCAGGAUCAGCAUGAUGUAGAAAGACUAGAUCUUUGUGUACUUUAUUACACUUUUGUUGUGGAUUUCUAAGGACUUGUACUAAAUAUCAAAAUACUAUUAUAGGAAUUAAAUUAACAAGUGUUUUUUUCAUGAAAGAUAUAUGAUUUAAAUAUCCUUUAAAGCUUGUUUUAAUCAUUUGUAAUAUUAAAAAUGAUUUCUCAAUUACAUUUAUGUUAUUUGUUCCCUUCACAUUCAGCUCCCAGCAUUGGAUAGACUAUUUAAUGCAAAUCAACAUUUUUUUUCUGACAGAAAAAAUAAAAGUAAAAAAAUAUAUAAUAGCAUGCUGUAUAUCCUAAUAUGCUGAAGGCAAGGUUUAAACCCUAAAUUGACUCACAUCUCCAAAGGAUUCUGACAUUGUGCAGCCCAUUCAUUUUAUUACAUACACACAAAGCAAAAAAGAAUACAUAUUGAGAAAACAUCCUGUACAUUAGAUCUGAGGGUGAGGAAAAAACGAAAGAACAAGAAGUCAUGCACACUCCUUCCAGAAUGCACCUCUGUCAGGAACAGAUAUGGCAGCAGGGCAAAUCUGUGCUGCCUGAAUUUGAGGAAGGGAUGACUUACAUCGCUUAAGGAAGAGUCUGUUACUUGUUUUGCUGUUUGUGAUAUCAGUGUACUUUGGGCAUAAAGACCCUGUGUAAUGAUUGUUGAUAUAAUUUAUAUUUACUCUGUUAAGUUCAUACAAAUCAAACUGUAUUUGUAACCAGAGGGCAAAUAUGUUGUACUGGAAUAGAACUUU
Molecule: messenger RNA, 4389 nt
Organism: Erpetoichthys calabaricus (reedfish)
Lineage: Eukaryota; Metazoa; Chordata; Cladistia; Polypteriformes; Polypteridae
Gene: impg2a
Product: interphotoreceptor matrix proteoglycan 2a
Exons: 19
Coding region: 1-3495 (1164 amino acids)
Biological process (GO): visual perception
Molecular function (GO): hyaluronic acid binding; heparin binding
Source: RefSeq, a predicted model, not a curated record